Messenger RNA from Penaeus chinensis, 741 nucleotides. RefSeq lists its product as uncharacterized. The transcript has 2 exons. The annotation marks the transcript as partial. The record is from RefSeq and is a predicted model, not a curated record. NCBI's taxonomy places the organism in Eukaryota, Metazoa, Arthropoda, Malacostraca, Decapoda, Penaeidae.
AAUAAUAAUAAUAAUAAUAAUAAUAAUAAUAAUAAUAAUAAUAAUAAUAAUAAUAAUAAUAAUAAUAAUAAUAAUAAUAAUAAUAAUAAUAAUAAUAAUAAUAAUAAUAAUAAUAAUAAUAAUAAUAAUAAUAAUAAUAAUAAUAAUAAUAAUAAUAAUAAUAAUAAUAAUAAUAAUAAUAAUAAUAAUAAUAAUAAUAAUAAUAAUAAUAAUAAUAAUAAUAAUAAUAAUAAUAAUAAUAAUAAUAAUAAUAAUAAUAAUAAUAAUAAUAAUAAUAAUAAUAAUAAUAAUAAUAAUAAUAAUAAUAAUAAUAAUAAUAAUAAUAAUAAUAAUAAUAAUAAUAAUAAUAAUAAUAAUAAUAAUAAUAAUAAUAAUAAUAAUAAUAAUAAUAAUAAUAAUAAUAAUAAUAAUAAUAAUAAUAAUAAUAAUAAUAAUAAUAAUAAUAAUAAUAAUAAUAAUAAUAAUAAUAAUAAUAAUAAUAAUAAUAAUAAUAAUAAUAAUAAUAAUAAUAAUAAUAAUAAUAAUAAUAAUAAUAAUAAUAAUAAUAAUAAUAAUAAUAAUAAUAAUAAUAAUAAUAAUAAUAAUGUGCUUGAAGAUAUGAACGUGUGGAUAACGUUGCUUUUUAGUCGGGGAUAUAAUGGCAGAUAUGAAUUCAAAACUUAUAUUAGUGGUUCAGGUUUUCAGCUGUCGAUUAUUUGGAAUAAGAGAUAUUAUGUAGCAUUUUGUAUCACCAGUAGAUAA